Messenger RNA from Emiliania huxleyi CCMP1516, 820 nucleotides. RefSeq lists its product as hypothetical. The record is from RefSeq and is a predicted model, not a curated record. NCBI's taxonomy places the organism in Eukaryota, Haptophyta, Isochrysidales, Noelaerhabdaceae. The coding region runs from base 7 to 426 and encodes 139 amino acids. The transcript has 2 exons.
GAGCACAUGAAAUAUGCCUUGUCUGUCGGGACGAUCGAAGAUCCUGGUGUCCCGACGCACUGCAUUUACAGUCAUAACGUGCGCACCUUUUCCCACCUCACUUUCCCCGGGGCCUUCGCAGAGAUCGGAGCUUCGGUCGAAAUCGGAGAUGGCGACGGGACGGUCCAUUCUGACAGCUUGUCCGUGUGCGAGCGUUGGAAGAGCACGGUCAAGGUCUACAAACUGCCAGGUGUGCCUCACGAAGGCAUGAUGACCGUCGGGCAAGUCCAUGAUGUCAUUGUGGGGGUAGCCAAGGAUGACGCAGCGCUCGACGCGUGGACGUCACCAGCUUUUGUGGACUUGGAUGUGCCGCGAGACGGAAUGACCAAUGCGACUAUCCUGGAUGAUUGGCAGGCCAGGCUGCUCGUGGCGAAAGAGGACGCCUAGCAGUCUCACCCCGGAUAACCCAAGACCAAUCCGCCGCCCCGCCGGUGCCGCCGCGGUCGAUGCCGGCGCUCCUCCGAGAUCUCGCCUUCGUCGCCGUGACAUCCGCAUGCUGCGGACACCGCCGCCCGUACUCUCUUCUCCUUCCUACCCUUUGGCCGGGGGCGUGCAUUCGCUCUCCACUAGUUGGCCGCGGAGGUGGCCGCGCGUACUCUCGCGUUCUCGGCUCCCACGCUCUGGUCGCGCCGUGGACUCUCGGCCUGUCUGGCCUGGUCUCUCUCCGGGCACUGGGCUCUGCGUGGUCUGCGGGGCGGCAAGACAUGGCUAGAUAUCAUGUGGCGGGCAGCCUACGGUAGGCCCCACGUGAUCGGAGGUAGAAAAAAACUGGUCAUGUUCC